UUUUUAUUCCGGAUGUAUUUCCAGCUUUGCUUCGGCAUUGAUAUUGCAACCAUUAGAUGUCAUAAAACUCAAUCAAAUUAAUCAAAAUUUAGGAUUUUUUAAAACUAUCAAGUACGUGAUGAAUAAAGAAAAUUCAUCUAAAUUGAGUAAAAUUAAACCGUUUUAUCAAGCUACACCGAUUACAGUUUUUGCAUACACAAUAAAUUAUUCGGUAUUUUUUGGCGUUAAAAACCUUUUAUCCGAGAGAACAUCAAAUUUCUUCUCUACUUCAAUCGGAGCUUUAGCUGGCUUAACAAUAUCUAAUCCGUUUUGGGUAUUAAAAACGAAGCAAACACUCUCCGGGCAAUCUUUAUUCCAAGUUACAUCCGAUUUAUUAGCGAAAUCGAAAUACAAAAUACUUACUUCAGGUUUGGUUUUUGGUUAUUUAAACUCAACAAACACAAUAAUGACUUUUAUGAUCUAUGAAAACAUCAAAAAUAGUUACGAAAUUAAUAGUAAAACAGGAAUUUGUUUAACUGCGGCAUUCUCUAAAGGAAUAAGUUACGUACUCACUUUUCCGUUAUUUUAUGGCAGAAUAAAUCAGCAUUCCACUAAUAAUUCGUUUGUUAAUACAUUAAAAACUAUCAUCAAGAAUCCAUUGAGAAACAAUUAUUAUGGGAUAGUCCCGACAUUAAUUCAGAAUAUCCCUAAAACAGUUUUGAUGAUAUUACUAUUCGAAAAUACUAAGAGAAAUUGAAAUUUUAUUUUUUUUAACGUUAAAAAUGACUCGUCAAUACUUAAACAUAGUAAAGAAGAUUUUAGCGACGGGAUAUAGGAGUAUCGAUCGCACUAAAGUCGGCACAUUCUCUACUUUUGGUGAAGUAAUGAGAUUUGAUAUUUCAAAAUCAUUUCCGUUAUUGACAACCAGAAAAAUAAGUUGGAAUGUUGUAACAAAAGAAUUACUGUGGUUUAUUAGUGGUUCAACUGACGCGAAAGUUUUAGAUAAAAAUGGCGUGAAAAUAUGGAAUGCGAAUAGCACAAAAGAGUUUUUAGCAACUAGACAAAUUUUUAAUAGAGAAGCCGGAGAUAUUGGACCAACUUAUGGAUUUCAAUGGCGUCACGCCGGAAUAGACUAUAAAGGAUGUGGUCACGAUUAUACAAAUCAGGGCAUUGAUCAACUACAAAACGUCAUUGAUUCUAUUAAAAACGAUCCAAAUAAUAGAAGAAUGUUGAUUUCAUCUUGGGAUGUUAAAUUAUUAUCUCAGAUGGCAUUGCCGCCAUGUCAUGUUUUAAUACAAUUUUAUGUUUCUGGAGAUAAAUUAUCUUCGCAAUUAUAUCAAAGAUCAGCGGAUAUAAUGCUCGGAGUUCCCUAUAAUAUUGCGUCGUAUGCUUUAUUAACUUACAUGAUUGCACAUCUUACAAACUUAAAACCAGAUAAAUUCAUUCAUAUAAUGGGUAAUACUCACUUAUAUUUGAAUCACGUGGACGCGGCGACGCAAUUAAUUGAAAGAGAGCCCUAUGAUUUUCCGACUUUAAAGAUAAAAAAUGAUAAAAAUGAUAUAUCGGAUUAUAAAUACGAAGAUUUCAUUUUAGAAAAUUAUAAAUAUCAUCCCCAUAUUAAAAUGGAUAUGGCCGUGUAGUAAUCCUAAUAAUACUUUAUUAAAUCCAACAUAUGCGGAUCGAUAUCUUGAUAAUAUGGAAGUAAAUCCCAUUUGAUUUUAUCUUUAUUAUUUUCAAUCACAGAUUUAUUCAAUUCUUGGCAUUUAAUGAUGUUAUCCCAGUUCACGUAAUCUUGAUAUUUGUUUAUAAAAGCAGAAUGUAAAAUCUGAUAUAUAGAAACAAGAUCCCAAUAUUUUUUUUUAUUUAGUCUAGGCAAUAUUUGUUCUAAAAAAUCUUCCGAUAAAACUUGGUAUUGCAAAAUGAGUUCCCAAUCCAAAUAAUCGGAAUACAUGUUGAUAAAUGUUUCGGGCAAAAUUACUUGCUGCGAAAUCAGAGACCAAGGAAUCUUGUCUAAUAUUUUAUCUAUUUCUUGCCAUUUUUUAUGCAAAAUUAAUAGCCUAAUAUCGGAUAAUAAUACUUCUUCGUUAGAAAAAUUGUAAUUUAGCCAGUUAAUUUUUUUAUUUUUUUUUAUGCAAUA
Molecule: messenger RNA, 2116 nt
Organism: Culicoides brevitarsis
Lineage: Eukaryota; Metazoa; Arthropoda; Insecta; Diptera; Ceratopogonidae
Product: thymidylate synthase-like
Exons: 1
Coding region: 762-1619 (285 amino acids)
Biological process (GO): dTMP biosynthetic process
Cellular component (GO): cytosol; mitochondrion
Molecular function (GO): thymidylate synthase activity
Source: RefSeq, a predicted model, not a curated record